GUCACUCAAUUGCUGCAGACGUUUAACGAGUAUGCUUUCAAUUCAACAGAGGAACAUUCUUCUCGUGAUGGUCUUCACCGGUAUUAUAAACAGUUACAUCCUUAGAAGUUGCGUUCACCUUGCCCUAACUGAGAUGGUUGUAAAACAAGAAACCUCGGGCGGACGCGACUGUACAUCGUCCAAAUCUAUUGACAUAAAUCCGAAUGGUCCCCGUUUUGAGUGGACUCAACGUCAUCAAGCCGCUAUACUAGUUUCCUUCCUUAUCGGCUACGUACUGAGUCAUACAACUGGGCAUAUUUUGCUCGAUAAGUUUGAAGGUCACUACAUUCUGGCACUGGGAGUACUGACAUCAGCUGCUAUGACUGCAAUAAUACCACAAGUCAUUAUAUACAGCAAUUGGUAUGUGUUCUGCGGUAUACGCUUAAUUGUGGGUAUGGCCCAGGGACCUUUAUUUGCUGGUGUUGCACAUAUAUUUUCCAAGUGGAUUCCCAAACAGGAACACCGAAAGGCAUCACUGCUGGCGUAUUUAGGACCGCACAUCGGAAAUAUCGUCGCGUAUAUUGGGACGGGCAUAUUGAUGUCGUCCACUACAUGUUGGGAGGUUGUAUACUAUGUCUGGGGAGGGCUGGCCACUUUUUGGUUUCUCCUUUUUGCGAUAUUGUGUCGCUCGAACCCCGCAAAUCAUCCACUAAUUACACCGGAAGAAAAACUGUUACUGGUCAAUCAAACCGAGUCUAGGCCAAGAUUAAAGGUUUCUCGGAAGAAGAUGUUGUGCGAUUGGAAAACUCUGGGCAUUAUCUCUGGAUGGAUUGGGCAUUCGCUUGUCUAUUUCUUCGUUAACAUUAGCUUACCAAAGUACUUGAAAGAGGUUAUUAAAGUUAAUGUUCUGGAGAAUGGGAUCAUGAACUCCGUUUUCUACGCAUGCGCAAUGAUUAGCAUUUUUAUUAGCAUAUCUGCCGGAGAAAAAAGUAUGCCACGGGAUGACUCGGCAUUAAAUACUAGGCGCUGCUUACUUAUUUUUGGAAAUUUGGCGCCGUGUGUUUGCCUACUGCUAGCGGGGUACUUGGAGUGCGACCGUUACAAGGUCGGCUUUCUGAUCGCACUGAGUGGUUUAGUAAUGGGACCGUCGUACUUUGCCGUUCGAUCCAGCAUAUACGAUCUGACACAUAAUUUUGGCGCUGCCGCGACUGUUUUGGUUAAUGGAUUUGGAACAUUAAGCUACAUUCCAGUGCCUAACGCUAUAGCUUAUAUUGCAAGCACUAACAGCCGCCAAGAAUGGCUAAUAAUCUCUUUAACUCUGUUUGGUGUAACUGGGUUGACAACAAUGAUUUCUGUAUGGAAAUCUACACGACAAAGAGCUGACUGGGACUAACUUUCAAAGAAAGUACGUGUAUAAGGCCGUUAAAGCACUCUGUAAGCAAAUGUGGCAUCACAAAAGAUAGCCAGAAAGUUGUAAACACCUUUUACUAGUAUUUUGAGCA
Molecule: messenger RNA, 1481 nt
Organism: Photinus pyralis (common eastern firefly)
Lineage: Eukaryota; Metazoa; Arthropoda; Insecta; Coleoptera; Lampyridae
Product: putative inorganic phosphate cotransporter
Exons: 6
Coding region: 32-1372 (446 amino acids)
Biological process (GO): transmembrane transport; monoatomic anion transport
Molecular function (GO): transmembrane transporter activity
Source: RefSeq, a predicted model, not a curated record